GGCCGUCCUUACUUAGUCUUCAGUGUAUGUGGGAGGAGGCACGGGGAGACCAAGAGAAAGAAGAGAGCAAGAAAGAGGAAUAGCAAAGAGGGAGUGAGAAGUAUGUUUGGUGUGUGAGGAGAUAAAUAUACUUUGAAGAGUCUGUGAGGUUUUUGCAGAGUGUCCUCUUUACUGCAAAACUUGGGGCUGAGUGACCAUGAAGCAGGGGUGGACUCUUCUUCCCUGGCUCCGUGCUCUCCUGCUGGGGCUGAUGGGGCUCCUGGUCUGCAGCUCGGACUUCCAGCAUCACCGCUAUGAGGACAUGAUUCGAGCCCUGUUUGCAGUGCAGAGUGAGUGUCCCUACAUCACUCGCAUUUACAGCAUCGGGCACAGCGCGGAGGGGCGCCACCUCUACGUGCUGGAGUUCAGUGACAACCCUGGCAUCCAUGAGGCAUUGGAGCCGGAGUUCAAGUACGUGGGGAACAUGCAUGGCAACGAAGUGCUGGGCCGUGAGCUGCUCAUUAAGCUUUCCCAGUUCCUGUGCGAGGAGUACCGGGCCGGAAACCAGCGGAUCAUGAGACUGAUCCAUGACACCCGCAUCCACAUCCUGCCCUCCAUGAACCCUGAUGGCUAUGAGGUGGCUGCUAGACAGAUGUUGGGAUGCAGUAGAGUCUGGACAGAAACAAGAAGGCAGCUCCAUUUACCAGCAUCCAAGAUGGCAAAGUGUGGAUUUAGGGGUCCAGAGUUCAACGGCUACCUGGUGGGCCGAGGAAAUUCGAGAGACAUUGAUCUGAACCGGAACUUUCCAGACCUGAAUGCCCUCAUGUACUACUACGAGAAGACCAACGGACGAAACCACCACCUGCCCCUGCCCGACAACUGGGAGCAACAGGUUGAACCUGAGACUUUGGCGGUCAUAAAAUGGAUGCAAAACUACAAUUUUAUCCUGUCGGCCAACCUCCACGGGGGAGCUGUAGUAGCUAACUACCCAUUUGACAAGUCGAGAGAUCCACGAAUUCGAGGAAGGACCACGUAUGCAGCCACCCCCGAUGACAAAGUCUUCAGAAAGUUGGCAAGGACGUACUCAUACGCUCACAGCUGGAUGCACAAGGGUUGGAACUGCGGGGACUUUUUUGAUGAGGGCAUCACCAAUGGGGCCAGCUGGUACUCUUUAUCGAAAGGCAUGCAGGACUUCAACUACCUGUACAGCAACUGUUUCGAGAUCACCUUGGAGCUUAGCUGUGAUAAGUUCCCUCCAGCGUCGGCACUGCCCAGAGAAUGGCUUGGAAACCGAGAAGCACUGGUUUCAUACCUUGAACAGGUGCAUCAUGGGAUAAAAGGCAUGGUAUAUGAUGAAAACAACAACCCUGUUGGCAACGCAGAGAUCUCAGUGGUUGGAUUCAACCAUGAUGUGACCAGCGGAGUGGAUGGCGACUAUUUCAGACUUCUGUUACCAGGCACCUACACUGUGACAGCAUCUGCUCCGGGCUAUGUCGCCUCCACCAGCACCGUUACAGUGGGACCAGCUGAGGCCAUACAGCUUCAUUUUUACUUGAAACCGGCACCAAAACAAAACCUGAAAGUGAAGCCUCACAACGGCAAGAAGAACCUCUCAUCUUCCAAGUCCCCUUAAAGCUCGGCCCUAGAUGAGACAUGGUCUAAAAUUUACAAAUUUUCAUUAAUACACAAAUACUGAGAAUCCAACAUGAAACGCACACAUGCACACGCACACACACACACACACACACACACACACACACACACACACACACACACACACAUACAUAUAUACACACGCACAUAUUGGAAAAGAUAAUUGACCGUUAAAUAAGUAUGUUAUUUUAUCGUUGUAGUCCUAUGAUUAUGUAUUUCAUCCAUUUUGUGUUUUUGUUCGUUUUGUUUGUUGAUUAAGAUAAUCGGUUUGUCUGAUGUAUUUAUGUAACAGAUUUGUUUUGUAUGAACACAGCUAUACUGUAUUUUCUAUUUCUGAUUUAUAAGAUUUGUUGACAAUUGGAAGUGAAAUAAAGGACACAUCAGUUGUCAAUAUUUCGUUUCUGCUUCA
This is a messenger RNA of Labrus bergylta (ballan wrasse), 2041 nucleotides long. RefSeq names its product carboxypeptidase N, polypeptide 1 (gene cpn1). Gene Ontology annotation, molecular function: metallocarboxypeptidase activity; zinc ion binding. Lineage: Eukaryota; Metazoa; Chordata; Actinopteri; Labriformes; Labridae. Gene Ontology annotation, biological process: peptide metabolic process; protein processing. The record is from RefSeq and is a predicted model, not a curated record.